Molecule: messenger RNA, 954 nt
Organism: Gordionus sp. m RMFG-2023
Lineage: Eukaryota; Metazoa; Nematomorpha; Gordioida; Chordodea; Parachordodidae
Product: UDP-GalNAc:beta-1,3-N-acetylgalactosaminyltransferase 1-like
Exons: 1
Coding region: 1-954 (317 amino acids)
Cellular component (GO): Golgi membrane
Molecular function (GO): hexosyltransferase activity
Source: RefSeq, a predicted model, not a curated record
AUGGUAGAAAAUGAUGAAAAAGAUUGUUGUGCCGGAAAUUGCACAUCCAUUUACAUUCUAGCACUGAUAAUUUCCUCGUGGAACAAUUUUAGAAUUCGCGAAGUCAUCAGAGACACCUGGGCAUUUAAUGGCAAUAUAUCCGUAGAGAAUAGAACCCAUUAUGUAAGGCACGUUUUUAUUGUUGGUCAGGCCCCUUACAACUCUUCUUUAUCUGAACAAGAAAAUAUUUCGUCACAAUUAAAGUUGGAAUCGGAAAUCGGGUUAUUCCAAGACAUUUUGAAGAUCAACAUCAUGGAUACUUAUGCUAAUUUAACUUACAAAACAAUGUCUGGCAUCACGUUCGCCCUAAUGCGUGGCAUUCAAAAUAAGAUUUCUCCCUUAUUUAAAUCGUCCUGCUUCAAAAGGUAUUUGCUAAAAAUUGAUGACGAUACUUUGCCAAAUCUUGCCUCCUUGAUCGAAACCUUACUAAAUUACCAUGAAAAUUUAAGUAUAAUUAACCUAUCCAUGUCUCAAAAAGACUCGAUCACUUCCCCGGUAUUUAUAUGCAAUGUAGUUGGUCGAGAGCUUCCCAUAAGGGAUCAUAAACAUAAAAACUUCCUGUCCAGCUCAGAUUACCCGCCCAGCAAACUGCCUCCAUUUUGUCGCGGUUCAGCUUACCUUUUGAGUUAUCAUUUGCGUACUUUGGAAAAUAUGUGCAUUAUGUCACGAUUAAGCAAUUACAUAGCUAAUGAGGACGUUUAUGUAACUGGGAUGCUGUCUCAGCUGCUCAAUAUAUCUAUGGUUAACAUAGGGCAUGCCUAUUAUACCGGUCACUAUCCAGCUAACAUAUCUAGAAUGCUCGAUUAUAGGAAUUACAUAUUUAUGACGCACGUUCAUGAGAUACAUGAUCUUCUCGAAAUUUGGAAUCGUUCAAUGCCGGAAAUACACGGCACAUAUGUCGUGGAUGUGAUAUGA